UGUGUGUGUGUGUUUGGUGUGUGUGUGUGAGAGAGAGAGAGAGAGGGAGAGAGAGAUUAGGCCAAAGGACAGCCUCAUGUAGCAUAUACAAGUAUAUGAAUCAUACCAUAUCUUAGUAAUCUAACUAGGAGCAUCCUGCCACUGACUCGCAUGUGAUUGAUUCAGCCCUGUGUUCUUCCCCUUUAGUGCCCUCUUGUACCCCUUCACCAGGCCUGCUUCCCUUCUACUUCUCCAUGUUCCCAGACAACCAGAGAAGGUGCUGCCAUUAACUGAGUAUUUAGGUACCUCCCACCCUUUGGCAUGACACUGUGGCUCAGAGAGAAUGAGUGUGUGUGUGUGUGUGUGUAAGGAGGUUGUUAAUUUGAAGGAUAUCUGCAAUCACAUGAAAGAUAAAAAGCAAGGCAUAAUCACUGAACCAAAGGAAUUUGUGUUUUGUAAUUGUGGGAAGUUUUAUUUUGCACUUUGUUAAAGUAUUAAAUGCAUUUUUCCUGUCCUGUGUCAUUUUGUCUUUAAAAAAAAAAAAAAAAACUUGCAUUUCUCUCCUUUUGCCUUCCUCCUGUGACCCUCAUUUUUUCCCCUCCAUCUGCAACGUGGAUGGUCAGUGCCUUCAUCCCUACCCAUCUCCAGCUCUCUAUCCCUAAAAUAAACAGUGCCAUCUUCAAGAGCCUUUUUUCUCUGUUAAUAAAGGCCUACACCCUUCUCUACUCUACCUGGCCUUGCUCAACCUAGGAAGGUUGCCAAGAAUCAAAUCAAUUGUGGGACUGAGGAGAGGGACAUAAAGAGAUACUUGCUUUCUCUUGAGCAUCUCCAGAGGGCCAAGGGGCUAGGAGAGAAAGGAAGGCCAGUUGUUCACAUGCAUAGAUUCUCUCUCUCUUUGCCCCAAACUACCUAUACCUUGGAAAUCCAAUCUGGGAAUCAGCACCUUCUUCCCGCCCACCCGCUCCCCACACCCCUGCAUAGGAGGAGGAUUUUCUUUGGGCAAGCCUUUCUGGGAGGGGAGGUGGCAAAACCUGUUUGAAGAUGAGUUUACUUCCCUCUGCCUCCUCCAUUGGAGUCACUGAGACAGCAGCACAGAGGGAAGAAGUAAUAGGGGAUGGGGAACUUCUCCCAUUCCUCAUCUUAGGUGUGACGAUGGGAACGUUAGAGGAACCAAGAGAUCUGGGGGCUGGAGAGAAAGUGGAAGAGCUGGGACCAUCGCUGAGAUUUGGGGAAGUGGAAUUGGAAGAAGAGUGGCAAGAUGAAGAGUUCCCCGGACUGCUCCCCGAGGAGAUCAAUUCCUCUGAAGAUCCAGAGGACAAUGGAGAGGGCACCCAGAUAGGUCCCUCAAGCACAUUAGCACUAUGUGGUAGGCGUCAUAUGCGGAAGCGCCUUUCAGCCCCAGAACUCCAACUGAGCUUGGGGAAGGACUCGGGAGAUAAAGAAGUCUCUCCCAGCCACUCCACACCUUCUUCACCACAUGAUAGUUCUGACCUAGAUGUGGAUGAUUUGGAGACACCCUCAGACUCCAGCGGGCACGAAUUUGAGUGGGAAGAUGAGCUUCCCCAAGCAGAGGGCCUGGGGGCAAGUGAAGCAGCUGAAAGACUGGGCCAGGGUUGUGUGUGGGAUAUGGCUGGGGAAGAUGGCCAUCGAGUGAAGGUGUUCCGAAUAGGACAUCAGGAGCUUCGAGUAGAUAUGACAAUCAUUGAACCCUAUAAGAAGGUCCUGUCUCAUGGAGGUUACCAUGGUGAUGGCCUCAAUGCUGUUAUCCUUUUUGCUUCCUGCUACUUACCUAGAAGCAGCAUCCCUAACUACGGUUAUGUCAUGGAGCACCUCUUUAGGUACAUAGUGGGGACUCUAGAACUACUAGUUGCUGAGAAUUACCUGCUUGUCCACCUGAGUGGAGGAACCAGCCGAGAUCAGGUACCCACUCUGAGCUGGAUCCGCCAGUGUUACCGUACCCUGGACCGACGACUCCGAAAAAACCUGCGAGCUCUGGUGGUUGUGCAUGCUACCUGGUAUGUGAAGGCACUUCUGAUGAUGCUCCGGCCUUUUAUCAGUUCCAAGUUUAGCAGAAAAGUUCGUUUUCUGGACAGUCUAGGAGAGCUGGCCCAGCUCAUCUCCUUGGAACAUAUCCACAUCCCUGAUGCCGUCAGACAGCUGGACAAGGAUCUACAUGGCUCCAGAGGAACCUAACCUUACCUGGAUUGGAUAAUGGGCCCUCAAACCAAAGGAAGAGACUGCCUUCAAGCUCCUGAAUUUAUUUACUUUCGCUUUUAUAUACUCCCCAAUUUAUAUAUUCUCCCUCUCUGUCUCGGUGUCUCUCACUCUCUUCCCUAACCCAUUCAUCCAUUUUGGAUUUUGCUUUCCAACUCUUCCAGGUGUUCUUACCUAAAAAACAACUGGGCUCCAAGGAAUCCUAAACCCAAGCAAGCUGGCCACUUUACCUUUUACGUUUUAAGCCUAAAGAAUGAGCUGAAAAAUGGGCAGGUUUGGACUUACUGCCUACAGCCAUACUGGGGUCCGGGGACUAUUCCCGGAUAAGGAGCUGCCUCUCAGCCUGUGCCAAUGCCUUCCUGUCUCUGUUCUUUUUUCUUCAAUAAAUUCAGAUGUACAACUGCAGCUUAAUAAAGUCACUUACGAGA
Molecule: messenger RNA, 2621 nt
Organism: Antechinus flavipes (yellow-footed antechinus)
Lineage: Eukaryota; Metazoa; Chordata; Mammalia; Dasyuromorphia; Dasyuridae
Gene: BNIPL
Product: BCL2 interacting protein like
Exons: 10
Coding region: 1021-2172 (383 amino acids)
Biological process (GO): apoptotic process
Cellular component (GO): cytoplasm
Source: RefSeq, a predicted model, not a curated record